Molecule: messenger RNA, 1916 nt
Organism: Myodes glareolus (Bank vole)
Lineage: Eukaryota; Metazoa; Chordata; Mammalia; Rodentia; Cricetidae
Gene: Perp
Product: p53 apoptosis effector related to PMP22
Biological process (GO): cell-cell adhesion
Cellular component (GO): cell-cell junction; membrane
Source: RefSeq, a predicted model, not a curated record
CUAGGUGUGGCCCGCACGCCGCGCCCCCGCCGCCAGCCCCUGGCCGCGUCCUCGCGGGAGCCGCCUCUUCCUUUAGUUGCGGUGUCCGCGCUCGCGGGGGGCCACUCUCUGCCGUCGCCGCCGGUGCCCCUCGCUCCUCCGCUCCUCGCCGCCACCGACGACAUGUUGCGCUGCGGCCUGGCCUGCGAGCGCUGCAGGUGGAUCCUGCCCCUGUUGCUGCUCAGCGCCAUCGCCUUCGACAUCAUCGCGUUGUCCGGCCGCGGCUGGGUACAGUCGAGCACCCACCUCCAGACUUCCUCGCUCUGGUGGAGAUGCUGGGACGAGGGCGGCGGCAGCGGGUCCUACGACGAUGGCUGCCAGAGCCUCAUGGAUUAUGCGUGGGGACGAGCGGCUGCCGCUACACUCUUCUGCGGCUUCAUCAUCCUGGUCAUCUGCUUCAUUCUCUCCUUCUUCGCCCUGUGUGGACCCCAGAUGCUCAUUUUCCUGAGAGUUAUUGGAGGCCUCCUCGCCCUGGCUGCUGUAUUCCAGAUCAUCUCCCUGGUAAUCUAUCCAGUGAAGUACACACAGACCUUUGACCUCCAUAGUAACCCUGCUGUCAAUUACAUCUACAACUGGGCCUAUGGCUUCGGAUGGGCGGCCACCAUCAUCUUGAUUGGCUGUUCCUUCUUCUUCUGCUGCCUCCCCAACUACGAGGAUGACCUGCUAGGCAAUGCCAAGCCCAGGUACUUCUACACAUCUGCCUAAUGUCAGAGAGAGACCCCAAGAGAAGCCCUGCUGCAAGAUGGGUCCCGAGGAGGAAACUGUCCCCUGAGUCACAAGGAACCUACGUUUGGGCAGUGUUCAUGUGAUCAGAAAUGCUGGAAUAAAUACUAAAGAAAAUGCUUCGUAAAUCAUGUUAAGUUUCAUGUCCUGUGUGUGUCUUGUGAAGUUAAAAAAGACUUGUUUCUGUUUGCUAGUUAUGUACUAAUUCUUCUUGUAUCACAUCUAUAUCAUUAGGCUGCAUUUGUUAAAGAGCAUGUGUGCGAAACUUAAUAAAAUGGAAACGAGAUGGAAGCUUUGGUUUUUCAAGUUAGAAUGGAUUGUUUCUACUAAGAGCUAAUUUCAAUGAUCAAAUUCCCUGAAAAAUUAAUGCAAAGAACACAACAGACUUUUUUGAGUUUUCAGUUACGUGGAGAAGCAGCCUGAUGACUCUAAGGCUAAAUUUAGAUUUUCCUAAAUGAGCAUCGCUGGUGAGGCUUGCUGGUUAGUGUUUUGAACAAUGGCCUUCUCCCUAAGCUUUUUGUUGACUCGCGCUGAUGUGCGGGAAAGUGUUCUAAUACGGUCAAAGCAAGUAACAAUAGUCAGGCCGCUGUCACCGCUGAACUGCUAUAGCGAAGUUCCCUCUUUGACUGUAGUUUAGGGGGUAGGGUGUGGGAAGAAGCCAUAUUAAAUCUGUACAGUUUCAUGUCUAUAUGUUCAGAACCAGCACAGACCGGAUGGGAAGAUGGACUACGGCUGGUUCAUCCUGAUGGGUGGAUGAGAUGAGGUUGGGUAGGAAGGCAUCGGAGGGGAUCACUGUAACAGCAAGGUCCUUCAAACAUCCUGCGGAGAAGAAAUGUCAGUUCCUCAGCUCAGCCUCCGCUGGGCCCUGCUGAGGAUCAGUUGGGAUAGAUUUUAAUUGUAACAGAAACCUAAAUAGAAUGAAAAACCUGGUCUUCCUUAAAAUGUCUGAUAUGAUACACACAACUGGAGAAUUCAGGAAUGAGUUCUGCAUAGACACUGGAUGGGCUGUUAUUAGUAGUGUUUUUAUCAUUUGUACUUACGUUAUGGAAACUAGCUUGUUUUAUACAGCAGAUCACUAUUUUUUAAGUUGCAGCAACGGCAAUUGUGGUUUUCAUUUCCAGCUUCCCCCAAUAAACCAGGUGUUCAAAUCCUGA